AUGUCAUUCGGCUUGAAGAAUGCCGACGCCACCUUCCAACGCUGUAUGCAGAAAUGCCUGCUGCCACAACUCGGCCGCAACAUCCACGUCUACGUGGACGACAUCAUGGUGACGACCAAGCAGCACGUCAUGCUCCUCGACGACCUAAAGGAAACCUUUGCCAAUCUGCACGAGUACCAGAUCAAGCUCAACCCGGAGAAGUGCGUCUUUGGCAUGCCGGCCGGAAAGCUACUCGGCUUCCUCGUCUCGGAGCAUGGCAUUGAUGCGAACCCAGAGAAGAUCAACCAGCUGGGCGAGAGGGCCUUGCCCCUGUAUCAGCCGAUGAAGAAGUCAACGCUGUUCGAGUGGAAUGACCAGGCAGACGAAGCCUUCCGGGAUCUCAAGCGCAUACUCUCCACCGCACCCGUCCUGGCCGCACCGACCGAGAAGGAGCCGCUGUUGCUCUACAUUGCCGCCACCUCGCAAUCGGUCAGCAUGAUGGUGGUCGAGCGACCAGAGAAGGGCAAGAUCCAGUCUGUCCGGCGCCCAGUUUACUACCUGAGCGAGGUUCUUUCCGCCUCCAAGCAGAACUACCCGCACUACCAGAAGAUGUGUUAUGACGUGUAUUUUACCGCCAAGAAGUUGAAGCAGUAUUUCGAAGAGCAUGUUGUUACCGUGGUCAGCACGGCCCCCAUCGGCGAGAUCAUAGGUUGCCGGGACGCCUUUGACCGGUAUCUGCCGCCGCCGCCGGAUUCAACGCACUGGCGCAUGGACUUCGACGGCUCCAAGAUUCACUCUGGCUUGGGAGCCGGCAUCGUGCUGUCUUCCCCGAAGGGCGACCGGCUCCAGUACAUGCUCCAGAUCCACUUCGCCGCCUCCAACAAAUGCUCCGGCGAGUGGGACACGCGCGACGCCAACAUGGCCAGCUACCGCUUCCUCGUCCAGCAGCUAUCCGUCUUCUUCGACAGCUGCGAGUUCCUCCAUGUCCCGUGCGUAGAAAGCGAAGCUGCCGAUGCACUAGCCAAGAUUGGCUCAUCCCGGCAGGCCAUUCAGUCCGGCGUCUCCCUCGAGCACCUGCACAAGCCAUCCGUCAAGCCGUCACCGGAAUCCGAAUCCAUCUUCAUCCCCGACGACCCGGCCACAUCCCUUCCCCGCCUGGGGACUGUCGAUCCCGGCUCGGGGGCUGCCGAAUCCAACCCGGGGACUGCUGAACUCGGCCCAGGGGCUGCCGUGCUCGACUCGGCCGCCGUCAUCCCCAACCCGGAGGGUGCCGCCUCCGGCUCGGGGGCUGCCACCACAGAACCCGCCAUGGUGGCCGUCUUCGCCGUGGUGACGGCCCCAUCAUGGGCCCUGCCCAUCUCAGAGUUCCUGGAGAACAGGGUUCUCCCCAUGGACGAGACCGAGGCUCGGCAAGUGCAGCGCCAGGCGUUCGCCUACAGCAUCAUCAACAACGAACUCGUCAAGCGCAGUUCGAAGACGGGCGUCUUCCAGUGCUACGUUGAGCAGGACAAGGGCAUAGAGAUCCUCCUCGACAUUCACCAAGGCGAGUGCGGGAACCAUGCCGCGUCGAGGUCCCUGGUGGCCAAGGCUUUCCGCCAUGGUUUCUACUGGCCUACGAUCCUCCCAGACGCCGAGUCGCUCAUCCUCAGGUGUGAGGGAUUCCAGUGCUUCAGCAAGCGCAGCCACUAG
Molecule: messenger RNA, 1668 nt
Organism: Aegilops tauschii subsp. strangulata
Lineage: Eukaryota; Viridiplantae; Streptophyta; Magnoliopsida; Poales; Poaceae
Source: RefSeq, a predicted model, not a curated record